AUGGAGUACAUUGACCAGUACGUGGAUAAGCACUUCAAUGGCCAUGUCAUCCAGGACUGGUUGACCCAGCACGCGGACAUCUGCAUUUACAUCGCUGGUCUUUACCUCGCCUUCGUCUUCAAAGGCCCCGACUUGGUCGCGAAGGUGGUGCCGCAGACCAAAGCCUCCAUUGCGAUUAUAAAGAAGUUCUGGGCGGUGUGGAAUCUGCUGUUGUCGGUGUUCUCGCUGUACGGCUCGCUGCACAUCACCCCCCUGCUGAUUAGGAACUUCAAGGAACGUGGCAUGCGCGACACCCUCUGCACGCUGAAGGAGGAUGAAUUCUUCUCGUCCAGGUAUGGCUUUGCAAUGGCAAUGUUCGCCAUCUCGAAGUUCCCCGAGUUCAUGGACACCUUCUUCCUGAUCCUGACGGGAAAGCGCCGGUUGCCGUUCCUGUCAUGGUUCCAUCACGUCACCAUCUUUAUCUAUUGCUGGUACGCGUACCAGCAGGGCUCCAGCAUCCUUAUCAUCUUUGCCUCCAUGAACUACGUCGUGCACACCAUCAUGUACUUCUACUUCGCCCUCGCGGAGGCUGGGUACAAGAGUCUCGUGAAGCCCUUCGCCAUGUACAUCACCCUUCUGCAGAUCCUCCAGAUGAUCGGCGGCCUGUACAUGACGAGCGCCUUUAUCAUUUAUAAGUCCGAGAACAAUGGCACCGGCUGUGAAGGCGCGACGAUGGCGCUUGCGCGUGGCCAAAUGGUAAUUUACGCCUUCUGCUUUUAUUUAUUCUCCAAAAUGUUUGUCGAGAACUACGUCCUCCCACCCAAGCAGGUGCCCGUGCAGGGGGGUAGCAAGAGGGACUAA
Molecule: messenger RNA, 840 nt
Organism: Phytomonas sp. EM1
Lineage: Eukaryota; Euglenozoa; Kinetoplastea; Trypanosomatida; Trypanosomatidae
Source: the annotation of a GenBank genome assembly